GGGAAACACAGACCUCAAUUCCCCAAGAUGGCGACUCUGACAGUGAGCCGGCCGCCGUUCAGCGGUUUCAGUUUCGACAACUGUAAGAGGUAGGUGCCUUUUACUGGGAAUAAACUACGCUAGAUAAAGGACAAUAUUAAAAUUAAACAUGUGUUUAGCAUUUCUGGGAAGACUGAGUGUACAAUAGAGGAGUUUUUACUUCGUGUUCUCAGUGAUGCUAACUCAUGUUCAGUCCAUACAAUGACUAAGGCUUUUCCUCCGCUAGCAUUAAUGUUAACUCUCUGAAAUAAUCGAUCCUAACAAAGUUCAGUAGUUUAAUAAAUUUCACUUGUGUAUUCGAGUAACACAACAAAAACAUAUUUGGCAAACGGGGUUUUUUUUAUUGAAAAUUACAAGAUGUCCUAUUUCUUGUGUGGAUAAUCCAGCCCGCUGUCUGAGUUAGCAGAGUAUCAGUCAGUACUGCUGAGAUAAAGACAGGUUAUCGAGGAAAAAGCUGAAAAAAUAGGUGUAUUACAAUUUUAAAAUUGGUUAAAAACAGCACCAUGAAAAGGUUUGUAAAAAUGAGUUUAUGUUUUAUAUAAGUAAGUGUACAUGUUGUAAAUUGAGAAACAGUCCUGGAAGUAGUAGGGGUGAAAAUAGCUUUUUAUUCUAUCCACUCUUUUUCUUUUGUUUUUUAGGAAGUCAGGUAAUGUCUUUGCCUUCGAUUUAUUUUCAUUGAGGUAAAGAUAUUUUUGAUCAUUAAAGAGACGCUUUUUUUUUUUUUUGAGAAUUCGGCAUGUACACUCCCUGAAGUUUAUAUACUCAUCCUUUUUGUUGAUGUAAAUCAAAGUUUGUGGACUGCAGAUCCUUGUUUGUUAAUCAUAUUUAUGGUGAAGAAUGAGGGGGUCCCUCUCCUUUAUAUCAUUGUCAGUUUCUCCCCAAGCCAGAAGCAGCUGUUUUAUUUAUUGAUGUUAUGUUGCUUUGGCUGUAGACCACAGAGCAAUAUGAUACAAAAAAUACUUAAAAUUCCUAUUUCUAAAUAUUGUUUUCAUGGAAAAUAUAAAGUAGAAGCUUUUUAUCUGUAUUAUAGACUUGUAUGUUGUAGUGGUUGUGAUUUAGUAUUGUGUAGUAGUAGUCUAGUAGUAUGUAGAAUUGUUUCUUUGUAUAUUGUGAGUGAUGUAAAAUCGGAGUCGUAUUCCUCCUAGGUGCCUACAUACUUCACCAGUAAAGGAGAUUCUAACUUAAAAAAGAAUUUUUUUUUUUUUUUUGUCACUGUUAUUUUCAUUUUAAGACUGGAACAAACUGGAGAUGAAUUGUCUCAUCAAACAUUGCCUUUAAAGACAAGAAAGUAAAACCUGCUAAACAACUGAAAUGGUAGUAUACUUCUUUUCUGAUGAUUGUCAAACAUAGAAGUAGGGAUGUAACGAUUACCGGUAAAAUGAUAAACCGCCUUAAAAUGUCUUAACGGUUAGUACCACCAUUUCAAAUUUUUAAUUACCGUUAAAACCGAGUUUGAUUUGAUCUCAGACUGCUCAGUGCUGAGAAGAGCAGCUGCACGCAGCCCUCCGCCUUGUUUACAACUUGUAAACAUGGCGGAGGGCAGUUCUGUCGACUGUGUUGCAGAGAUUUUUCUGCUGUCAAAGAAAACAAAGUCCGAAGUCUGGGCGUAUUUCGGCUUCUACAAAGUGUUGCGAGAGGCGGGCACGUCGUUUCCCCUCGCAGAUCACUACUCAAACCAGGAAAGUAAACCUGCUGACAUUUUUACAUCUCAAGUACUGAACAAAAUCAGCAGCAGCACCUUAUAGUGGAGAAAACGGACAAUGGGUGUGGUUCAUUUGAUUUGUUUACAUAUUUUAUGUUAUUUUAAACACCUGCACUUCACAUUUGUUUACAUGUGGUUGUAUUGAUUCAUAUAGUCGUGUUGCUCUGUUUUAUAUUUGUAAGAGUAGAUCUUUUUUGAGCACUGAAGAUUCUUACAAUUUGUAUAAUAAGGAAUGUCAUUUUAUUCUGAUUUUAUUUAUUUGUUAUUAUGUUAAUGUUUAUGCCACUGGCACAUUACACUGUACUUUGUUAUUACUAGUACUAGUGUCGAUUAGCUCUGGCUCUUUUAAGGCCUCAUCUUUAAUUUUUUAAGCCUAUCAAUCCUCUGUAUUUAAGGUUAAGGAAAAGUUCAUUCUGCGUGUUAUUUUGAUUGUUUUUUUCAAAAUAAAACUUUGUUAAACGAUUUCAGGGCGUGCAUGAGAACUUUUUAAACAUUUUGAACAUAUUUCAACAAUACCGUGAUAAUAUUGAUAACUGUGAUAAUUUUGGUCACAAUAAACGUGAUGUUUAAUUUUCCUACAUACAGUUAUGUUUUAAUCUAUUGUUUGAAUGUCUUUUUCAGAAAUGCACUUUUGGAAGCUGAAGCUAACAAAGUAGGAUGCGGUUUACCUGCAGCUCGUAAAACAGGAACUACGAUCUGUGGUCUUGUCUACAAGGUGAGUGACUUUGGGCAGGCUGCUGCAGGCAAAGUUGCCCAGACAAGCUGCAGACUAAUAUUACUACAAUAACAUUUACAAUAUUUGUCCUGUGCAGGAUGGCGUCAUCCUGGGAGCUGACACCAGAGCCACUGAGGGGAUGGUAGUGGCAGACAAGAACUGCUCCAAGAUCCACUAUAUUUCCCCCAACAUUUAGUGAGUGAUAAAUCCGUACAGUCCAACACCAUCUUUGAAGACUUGUCCUGUAUCAAGCAGUAGUCAGCUUCUUUUGCAUGAAACCGAACCUUUAUAUUCAUAUCAGUGCACUUUGUCCUUGUCCAGCUGUUGUGGAGCAGGAACAGCUGCAGACACAGAGAUGACCACUCAGAUCAUCUCGUCCAACCUGGAGCUGCACGCGCUCUCCACAGGACGGCUGCCCCGUGUGGCCACAGCCAACCGCAUGCUCAAACAGAUGCUCUUCAGGUACACUGCUCUGACCAUCAUUACACAUAAAACCAAGUAUAAAAAAAGAGAGUUGCUGUGUGCACAGAUAUGUAAAGAUGCUGGUGUGUGUGUGUGUGUUUGUUUAGGUAUCAGGGCUACAUCGGUGCGGCUCUGGUUCUUGGCGGAGUGGAUUGUAAUGGUCCUCACCUGUACAGCAUCUACCCUCACGGUUCCACCGACAAGCUGCCCUACGUCACCAUGGGUCAGUGUCACACACCUUCGCACCGCUGUGUCUGCAUGAUGAUCAUGUUUUAGUUACAGCGUCAUGUCCCUGAGGACUGUAGAAGAAGAAAGUGCAGACCCUGACCUCUUUGCAUCUAAGAGACAGUUUUCUGCAGACAGUCGCCCUGUUUGUGGAAAACUUGAGCCUAGCAUGCAUGCCGGUUCUCCCUGUAGUUUUUUAUUAAAGGGGCCGAGCUGACCAACAUCCAUUGCUGCUAAAACACUAAGUAAUGACAUUCAACUCAAACAGUCUCUCUGCAAAAAUACUGAAAUAUCCCUUCAAAGCACUUUGAGUGUUCAGAAGACAAGAAAGUGCUAUUUAAACAAAAGUCUAUUUUACCUUUGUUGUUAUUGUUUAGUGGUUCAUAAAAGUAAAAUUGGUUUGAUUCUGCCCACACUCAGUGUCUUUACGAUAUUAAAGUUCAGCAGCCAGCCCAGCUGACUUGCUCUGAUUGAAACGACUGUCUUUAAAUAAUGUCUUAACUCAACAUGAUAUUCACGUAAGUGUUUUUCUCUCCUGCAGGCUCUGGGUCUCUUGCUGCAAUGGCUGUGUUUGAGGACCGAUACAAACCUGACAUGGAGGUGAGAUCAUCAUUGUCAGGCAGUCUAAGCUGUAAACUCCUACAAUGAGUUAGGUUUGCCCAACAGGUAAAACUGAUGCCAGUGUUUAUUUGUCUCCUUGAAGGAGGACGAGGCCAAGCAGAUGGUGCGAGACGCUAUCGCCGCAGGAAUCUUUAAUGACCUGGGCUCUGGCAGCAACAUCGACCUGUGUGUGAUCACUAAAGGAAAGGUGGACUACAUCAGGCCACAUGAUGAGGCCAACAAGAAGGGCGUCAGGUGAGGACCACACCUUUUACAGCAGUUUGUCUGCAGUUAACCCCCGUCCUUUAUAGAUUCACCCACAUUAUCCUCCUAAACUCUCUAACAUAUUAAAACUGUCAUCUCAUAGAGAGAGGGGAAGCCUGUGGCACUUACGACUUUCAGACUAGCCAGUGUCAGCCAUGUUUCAUGUAGUCCAGAAAUCAUGAUGUACAUUUUUUUUUUUUUUUAAAAGCUGCUCACCAGUGUCUUGUUGUGCAAAGUCCAGGACAGUGUAUCAUGUAAUGUCAGAUCCUCAUACAGCAUGUUACAAUCAGUAUUUUAAACCACUAACCGGCUGACUUGAUGUCCUAUUGCUUGUUCUGUUGAAGAGUGAAUGAGGGGGGAGUCUCACAGCUGUGAGUACAGAAACAGAGUGAUGAUGUCAGAGUGCAGAACUAACAGCCGACACACUGAUUGAAAGCAUUUGACUAACCGGCUCUUUAAACCUCUAAGCUCUGGUGCUCUCAGUUUGAGUUUACAUCACUAACAUGUGCAUGCUGUGCUAAUAGAGACAAAACCACCUGAGUGUGUGUUACCAUAGACAUAUAUAAGAAAGGCUAGAUGAAUCGAGGCGGAGUCACCGGCGUCCAUACAUAGCGGCCAUCUUACUUCUUACAGCACAGUUGUUUCACGGCUAUUUGCGCGCAAGGGCUAACUUUUGAGUGGCUUUGGGCAAGUUGUCAAGGCUGAGACCACAAUCGAGAUUUUAAUUUCUAUAAUAAUAAUAAUUCAAUGUUUUAUAUAUAAAUGAUAUAACUGCCUUGUGUGUGUAGGCCUACGGCUAUUGCUCUACCUAUCUGCUUAAUGUUUAUUUAUGAAAAUCCAUGGAUUAAAAUUAGUCAUGAGUGUACAGAAACAUAACUAAAACUCUGAGGUUUGUUACAAACCAAACCGUUUGAAAAUCGGUUUGAAAUUAAUCAGUCUAUGGUUAUUUAAAUGCAACAUGCACCGUAUACUGUAAUGUUAUGAGUGGGCAAGCUGCUUGAAGCAAGAUGGCCACCAUGCAUUGACGUCAGUCUCCAUUGGCUAACAGCGUGCGUAAUCCAGCUAGUGUUUAUAUAUAUCUAUGUGUGUUACACUCUAAAUAUCCCCAGUUUACAUCUCCUUUGAGUAAAAUGUUUGUGUUUUCUCCUCUCUGCUGCAGAACCGGUGACUACAAGUACAAACGAGGAACCACAGGUGUGCUAACGAAGAUGGUAACCCCGCUGGCUCUGGAGGUGGUGGAGGAAACCAUACAGACAAUGGACACCUCCUAAAAAAACUACAACCUGUACCACAUGUUUCUGAUGUAACUUCCCCCUAAGUCCUGACACACAGCGUGUUUUGUUUUCCUCCAUGAUUUACAAUAAAAGUGUUGAGUUAGUCAUGUUUUGGUGUUUUUGUUUUGUGGGGGGUAAACAAAAGAAA
This is a messenger RNA of Xyrichtys novacula (pearly razorfish), 5429 nucleotides long. NCBI's taxonomy places the organism in Eukaryota, Metazoa, Chordata, Actinopteri, Labriformes, Labridae. The record is from the annotation of a GenBank genome assembly.